Messenger RNA from Suhomyces tanzawaensis NRRL Y-17324, 915 nucleotides. RefSeq names its product Ccc1p (gene CCC1). The transcript has a single exon. The record is from RefSeq and is a predicted model, not a curated record. Gene Ontology annotation, cellular component: fungal-type vacuole membrane. Gene Ontology annotation, molecular function: iron ion transmembrane transporter activity; manganese ion transmembrane transporter activity. NCBI's taxonomy places the organism in Eukaryota, Fungi, Ascomycota, Pichiomycetes, Serinales, Debaryomycetaceae. Bases 1 to 915 code for a protein of 304 amino acids. Gene Ontology annotation, biological process: intracellular manganese ion homeostasis.
AUGUCAUUGGUCGCUCUCAAAAACCUGGUCAGUGGCCUUUUGUCCAAAAACAAGUCCGAUGACGAAUUGGACAGAGUCAACCGUUUGUUAGAUAACAACCAGUCCCCAUACGGCUCCACCGACAACCAAGACCGUGCACAAGAAGUCGUCAACGAGGAGGCCAUCUUGAACGCUGCCAAGAGCGUCAACGCGCUGGACGACGAAGACGAGGAAGAAAAGGGUUUCUUCAACAAAUUUGAUCCCAGAGUCAUGUCCGAUGUCAUCAUCGGUUUAUCCGAUGGAUUGACGGUUCCUUUUGCCUUGACCGCCGGUUUGUCGUCCUUGGGUGACUCCAAGUUGGUCAUCACCGGUGGUAUGGCCGAGUUGGUUUCCGGAGCCAUUUCCAUGGGUUUGGGUGGCUACCUUGCUGCCAGAUCGGAGUCGGAAUACUACAAGUCACAAGUCAAGAAGGAAAAAUUACAGUUCUUCAAGAAACCAGAAAGCAUUAACCAAGAAGCCGCCGAAAUCAUGUUUGAAUUAGGUGCCUCCGAACAAACCAUCGGGUCGUUCUUGAAAGAUUUGGAUGCUCAGCCCAAGAGUUUGAUUGAGUUUGUCAUCAGGUUCGGAAAAGGGUUGGAAGAGCCUGCCGAAGGCAGAGAAUUCACCUCGGCAUUGACCAUUGGUAUCGCAUAUUUCCUUGGUGGUUUCGUACCCCUUGUACCAUACUUUUUCACCACUCUCGUCAAGACCGGUUUGCUCAUUUCUGUGCUUGUUAUGUUGAUUACCCUUUUCAUUUUCGGUUAUGUCAAGACCUCUAUUUCAUUGGGUGAUGACUGUCCACGCCAUAAGAAGCUAUUCGAGGGGCUACAAAUGGUAGCCACGGGUUCCGUGGCUGCUGGUGCUGCAUGGACCUUGGUUUACUUUAUUGAUAAUUGA